Molecule: messenger RNA, 3606 nt
Organism: Prorocentrum cordatum
Lineage: Eukaryota; Dinophyceae; Prorocentrales; Prorocentraceae
Source: the annotation of a GenBank genome assembly
AUGGACAGCAACCUGAGGCUCAACGUCCACUGGCCGUCGGUCAAGGACAAGGACCCGAAGACGCCCCCGCCAGCGCCGCGCCGCCGGUCGGUCGUCGAGUUCAGCCCGACCUCCAUCCCCGCCCCAGCACGAGCGGGAGGCGACGCCGCUCCAACCCACCCAGCGGACACUCAGUCCGGCAGCCCAGCUUCGCCCGCCGCCGCGUCUAGCGCGGGCGAGGCCGCCGCGCGUGACAAGGACAACCGCGGAGGCCUAGGAGACACUUGCCGCGCUGGGAGAGCCCUCAGGCACAGCGGCACCGGCCGUGAGGAGUACAACGACGCAGCCAAGGACGCGUACGAGGCGAAGGUGAUGGCGCACUGCCCAGGCUGCGGUCGCAGCUUCAAGGACGAGGCGACCCUGGCCAGGCACGCCAAGGCGUGCACGGGCAAGGGAGCCGCUGGAGCGCUGCAGGCGGCCCCGGCGGCCGAGGAACGGGCGAGGGAGGCCGUCGCAGCCGACCGCGGCCGCACGGGUGCCAGGAGUCCGGCCCCUCCGCCCGCUGCUCCGCGCACGGUGGUGUGCUACAUCUGCGGGCGAGAGUUCGGCACGUCCUCCAUUCCGGGCCGGCCGAGGCGGGCCGCGCUCGCCAGGGCCGGCGGGGCCCGCCGCACGAGGCCCACGGGUGCCAGGGAAGAAAACCCUCCGCCGGCGACGGCUCGCGGACCGGCCGGACCGGCCCGGCCCUUCGGCAUCCACGAGCCACAGUGCGCCAAGAAGUUUGUGGAGACAGAGGCGCAGAAGCCCGCGCACGAGCGGAAGCCGCUGCCGCAGCGGCCCGACGUGCAAGAGGGCGUCACCAGAGCGGAGUACAACGACGCAGCCAAGGACGCGUACGAGGCGAAGGUGAUGGCGCACUGCCCAGGCUGCGGUCGCAGCUUCAAGGACGAGGCGACCCUGGCCAGGCACGCCAAGGCGUGCACGGGCAAGGGAGCCGCUGGAGCGCUGCAGGCGGCCCCGGCGGCCGAGGAACGAGCGAGGGAGGCCGUCGCAGCCGACCGCGGCCGCACGGGUGCCAGGAGUCCGGCCCCUCCGCCCGCUGCUCCGCGCACGGUGGUGUGCUACAUCUGCGGGCGAGAGUUCGGCACGUCCUCCAUUCCGGGCCGGCCGAGGCGGGCCGCGCUCGCCAGGGCCGGCGGGGCCCGCCGCACGAGGCCCACGGGUGCCAGGGAAGAAAACCCUCCGCCGGCGACGGCUCGCGGACCGGCCGGACCGGCCCGGCCCUUCGGCAUCCACGAGCCACAGUGCGCCAAGAAGUUUGUGGAGACAGAGGCGCAGAAGCCCGCGCACGAGCGGAAGCCGCUGCCGCAGCGGCCCGACGUGCAAGAGGGCGUCACCAGAGCGGAGUACAACGACGCAGCCAAGGACGCGUACGAGGCGAAGGUGAUGGCGCACUGCCCAGGCUGCGGUCGCAGCUUCAAGGACGAGGCGACCCUGGCCAGGCACGCCAAGGCGUGCACGGGCAAGGGAGCCGCUGGAGCGCUGCAGGCGGCCCCGGCGGCCGAGGAACGGGCGAGGGAGGCCGUCGCAGCCGACCGCGGCCGCACGGGUGCCAGGAGUCCGGCCCCUCCGCCCGCUGCUCCGCGCACGGUGGUGUGCUACAUCUGCGGGCGAGAGUUCGGCACGUCCUCCAUUCCGGGCCGGCCGAGGCGGGCCGCGCUCGCCAGGGCCGGCGGGGCCCGCCGCACGAGGCCCACGGGUGCCAGGGAAGAAAACCCUCCGCCGGCGACGGCUCGCGGACCGGCUGGACCGGCCCGGCCCUUCGGCAUCCACGAGCCACAGUGCGCCAAGAAGUUUGUGGAGACAGAGGCGCAGAAGCCCGCGCACGAGCGGAAGCCGCUGCCGCAGCGGCCCGACGUGCAAGAGGGCGUCACCAGAGCGGAGUACAACGACGCAGCCAAGGACGCGUACGAGGCAAAGGUGAUGGCGCACUGCCCAGGCUGCGGUCGCAGCUUCAAGGACGAGGCGACCCUGGCCAGGCACGCCAAGGCGUGCACGGGCAAGGGAGCCGCUGGAGCGCUGCAGGCGGCCGUCGCGGCGGACGACCGGGCGGGUGCGCGCGAGGGGCAAGCCGAGGCAGCCGAGCGCGGCGGCGGUGAUGCCAGGAAGCCCGCUGCUCCGCGCACGGUGGUAUGCUACAUCUGCGGGCGUGAGUUCGGAAAGUCUUCCAUUCCGGGCCAGCCGACCACAGUGCGCCAAGAAGUUUGUGGAGACAGAGGCGCAGAAGCCCGCGCACGAGCGGAAGCCGCUGCCGCAGCGGCCCGAGGUGCAGGAGGGCGUCACCAGAGAGGACCCGAGUACAACGACGCGGCCAAGGACGCCUACGAGGCGAAGGUGAUGGCGCACUGCCUCGGGUGCGGCCGCAGCUUCAAGGAUCGGGCGACCCUGGCCAGGCACGCCAAGGCCUGCACGGGCGGGGGCGCCCGCGGAGCGCCGCCGGCGCCCGACGAGCCGCCGGGGGCGCGCGGGGCGGGGGCCGACGCGGCCGCCCCCGGCGGCGGAGGCGCCCGGCGGCAGGCGGCUCCGCGCACGGUGGUCUCCCGUCUACAUCUGUGGCCGCGAGUUCGGCACGUCUUCCAUGCUUGGCCAGCCAGCCGCAGUGCGCCCAGAAGUUCCUGGACGCGGAGGCGCAGAAGCCCGCGCACGAGCGGAAGCCGUUGCCGCAGCGGCCCCAGGUGCACGAGGGCGCCGCGCGGGAGGACUACAACGCGGCAGCCAGGGGCGCCUACGAGGCCGACGUCAUGGUGCACUGUCCCGUGUGCGGCCGGAGCUUCAAGGACCGACGAGGCGACCCUGGCAAGGCACGCAAAGGAAGAUUACCCCUCGGUUCCACGGCCUCGGCUCGUGCUCUCGUUGCUGCGCCGUCCCAACGACCGCUGGGACACCCGCGGACGCUGCAGAGUUGGCGCCCACAGCCUGCGACGCCCUCCGCGCGGUUCCCCGGCUUGCCUCGAUGACUGGCAGAGCUGCCCGGACGGGCCUCCCGCGCUGAAGCUGGGCCGCAAGAGGUCCGAGCGGCAGGAAUCCAACGACGCCGCGGCCACGGCGGUGGCCGGGAGACCCGAGCUCACGCCAGGCGCGUGGGAGCACACCUCCGCGCGAUCGCACUUCACCGCGACUCCCGUGUCUGCUGCGCUGCACAUCUCGCACAAGAUCUCCUAUGGGCCGUGCACCCCUGCUUGCGACAAGCGGCCGAAGGUGUGGCAGAAGGGCGCCGGCUCCGCUGGAGCGGAGACUGCACGCGCGCGGCUCACCGUGGGGCCGUGGCCCCAGUGCGACGCCGCCAGCUGCAGCGCCCUUGGCAGGUCCACCGUGGUCGCCACCCACCCAGACUGCCACCAGCGCGCGGACCAGCUGGACGUGCAGGGCCUCAUGGCCAGCUGGCUCCGCGCGGCAACCUGGCCGGGCCAUCUUGCUCCCGCGCAGGCGGACGACUGGCUCCUGGGGCAUCGGUCCGCUGACGGCGGACGCAAGAUGCAGGCGGGGAGCAGAGAAUCGGCAGGCGAGAGGGUGCAGGUUGAAAAGGACAGAAAUGAGCAGCAGGACAAAGGAGGAAUGCAGCCAUAA